UUUUGUAAACCAAUUUAUGACGUGGACUGGAUCUCAAUAAAAGGGUGUUCAUGUUGGAGGUCCAUUUACCAACUAAAAUAGGUGGCCUUCAAAAACUGUUAGUAUCAUCAUUUCUUUAAUUUACAUUAUUCCAAUCCAACAGCAAAGUUUUCUUGUAUUGGUUGAGGAGUCCAUUCAAUUAAAUCAUGUUUAGGUUGUUAAUUACAUUCAUUAAAUCCUAAUUAUUGUAUGGUCAGGAGCCUUGAAUGAUUAGUCCAUUGCAAAAGUGAAUCUAUUUCAUUUAUGGUGACUGUAGGUUGAAGUCAUGUAAGAGAAUAGGAGAGACCAAACAUUUGAUCAAAUUUAAUGAUGUCUGUAAUUGAAGUGAAAUGGAAUGUCAAGUUUUGACAGUAGAAUGAAUAUUCCAAUUGUCAGUUGAGUGGACCACCUUAUUUUAGCUUGUGUUGUGUUUUUCAUUAAAGAAGAGAUUGCAUUGCUAAAUCACGCAUUGCUUUAGCUUCACUCCUACUCAAUAAUCCAUUUAUAAAUUUAUUUUUUUGAAUAAGGUCGUCAUCAUCAUCAUCAUCAUCAUCAUAUUCACCACUGCCACUCCUUGUAUUUCAACAACGCUUGCCUUUUUCUCUGAUUUGUCUUCUUUUCCAAAGUGCCUAUCAAUCUUUUCGAAAAUGGGCACACCAAAGCCCUCGAGAGGAAAGGUACCUCUGUCGAUAAUUACAUUCGUGUUUUGUUCCUUGGCAUUUCUCGCACUCUUGUACACUGAGAGAAUUAGUUCUUUCUCUUCCAGCACCAUAUUCAGGUUUAAGCCUUGUGCCAACAAAAACGCUCCUAAAAAGUCUUUUAAAGAUAAGAAAAAUGUGGGUGCUGGUGCAUUGAACUAUGCAGCAGACGACCGGUUUGUGUUUGAUCCAGAGGAAUGCACACUUGAUCGUGGAAAAUGGGUGUUCAAUACUUCGAUUAAACCUUUGUAUUCAGACAGGACAUGCCCAUAUUUAGACAGACAAGUUUCGUGCGUUAAGAAUGGAAGGCUCGAUUCUGAUUACAGGCACUGGGAAUGGCAGCCUGAUGAUUGCAUAUUGCCUAGGUUUGAUCCUAAAACAACUCUGCAAAAAAUUCAAGGGAAGAGGCUAAUGUUUGUAGGGGACUCGCUGCAAAGAGGACAAUGGCAAUCAUUGGUUUGCCUCGUCGAAUCUGUAAUCCCAGAAGGAAAGAAAUCCAUGAAACGAGGCCGUACGCAUACCAUCUUCAAAGCCAAGGAAUACAAUGCCACGAUUGAGUUCUACUGGGCUCCGUUCCUGGUGGAGUCGAACACAGAUGUUCAUAUAAUCGCAGACCCAAAGAAGAGAAUAUUGAAAGUUGAUUCGGUUGACAAGCAUGCCAAACACUGGAUAGGAGUUGACAUUCUUGUAUUCAAUACUUAUGUUUGGUGGAUGAGUGGCCUCAAGAUCAAGUCAUUAUGGGGUUCCUUUGCAAAUGGAGAAGAAGGAUAUGAAGAACUCGAUGCGGCAGUUUCGUACAAACUUGGACUGAAAACAUGGGCAAAUUGGGUGGAUUCAAAUGUCAAUCCCAACAAAACAAAAGUGUUUUUCACCACUAUGUCUCCCACUCAUCAAAGAAGUGCGGAUUGGGGAAAUGAGAAAGGGAUAAAAUGCUUCAACGAAACAAGACCAGUAAAAAAGAAACGGCACUGGGGCACAGGGUCAGACAAGCGGAUAAUGAGCGUUGUGGCUGGUGUUGUAUCGAGGAUGAAAGUACCUGUUACUUUGUUAAAUAUAACUCAACUAUCAGAAUAUAGAAUCGAUGCUCACUCGUCAAUUUACACUGAGUUAGGGGGAAAAUUGUUGACAGAAGAAGAAAAGGAAGAUCCAUUGCACUAUGCUGAUUGCAUACACUGGUGUUUGCCUGGAGUUCCUGAUACCUGGAAUAGAAUACUUUAUGCACAUUUGUUGUUUUUGUAGUAGAAAAAACACGUGAACAAAAAAGAAGCCUGGAAAUUAAGAAAGUGGUGCUUUUUACAUGUGUCAUUUGAGCAACAAGAUAUGUCAAUGAUGCAUGAUUUUAAUCUGAUCUGUUGUAUUUACUUGAUUUUCUUUUGUUUUGGUAUAGACAUUUAGAUGAUGUAAUAACUGUAUACUUUUCUGAUUGCUGAUUUUUUUAUCUUCUCAUUUGGUUU
Erythranthe guttata (spotted monkey flower) is the source of this 2170-nucleotide messenger RNA. Its product is annotated as protein trichome birefringence-like 3. Gene Ontology annotation, molecular function: O-acetyltransferase activity. The record is from RefSeq and is a predicted model, not a curated record. Gene Ontology annotation, cellular component: Golgi apparatus. Lineage: Eukaryota; Viridiplantae; Streptophyta; Magnoliopsida; Lamiales; Phrymaceae.